GUUUUUAGUUUUUAUAUCUAUGUAUGUAUGCUUCAAAAAGCAAUCUCAUCUCAAGUCACCGUCUUUCAGCCUAUAAUAUACUUCACCAGCUAUCUCCUUCCUUCUUUUAAAUUCUUUCCAGUUGAUGGUAAAGUUACUGGCUUUCAUAGAAUUUUGUGUUUGUUGAGGAGGAUUUGGAUUUUGGGGGGAAUGAAAUCAAGUUUAGUUGUGAAAGGGAGGGUUUAGGAUUUGAAGAUGCAGCGUGUUCGAUUUUCGUCUCAACAGGGAGCAGUACACAAGCUAGGAGACCCUCAAAUGACAUUAUCUCCCAAGUUUAGGUUAGCUGUGAUCCAAUCUUCAUUGGAAUAUUCUCUCAGGGGAGACCCCUUAAUACCGGGCUUGCCGGACGACGUUGCUCUCAAUUGCCUUCUCCGGCUGCCGGUUCAGAGUCAUUCAUCGUGUAGAGCUGUAUGCAAGAGGUGGCAUCUGCUACUUGGAAACAAAGAGAGGUUUUUCACCAACAGGAGACAAUUGGGAUUCAAGGAUCCCUGGCUUUUUGUAUUCGCCUACCAUAAGUGCACUGGAAAGAUCCAAUGGCAGGUUCUUGACCUCACCCACUUUUCGUGGCACACCAUCCCUGCAAUGCCCUGUAAGGACAAGGUUUGCCCCCAUGGUUUUAGGUGUGUUUCGAUUCCCCGGGAUGGCACUCUCUUUGUAUGCGGCGGUAUGGUCUCCGAUGUCGACUGCCCUCUUGACUUGGUCUUGAAGUAUGAGAUGCAGAAAAAUCGUUGGACUGUCAUGAAUAGGAUGAAUACGGCAAGGUCAUUUUUUGCCAGUGGAGUAAUUGAUGGGAUGCUUUAUGUAGCUGGUGGGAAUAGCACUGAUCUAUAUGAGUUGGAUUCUGCUGAGGUAUUGGAUCCUCUCACUGGAAAUUGGCGCUCUAUCGCCAGCAUGGGAACCAAUAUGGCAUCUUAUGAUGCAGCAGUUCUCAACGGGAAGCUUCUCGUCACGGAAGGCUGGUUAUGGCCCUUUUAUGUCUCUCCAAGGGGGCAAGUCUAUGAUCCCAGAACAGAUAAUUGGGAAAACAUGGCUGUUGGACUUAGAGAAGGCUGGACCGGUUCAAGUGUAGUUGUUUAUGGCCACUUGUUUGUUGUCUCUGAGCUCGAAAGAAUGAAGCUAAAGGUCUAUGACACGGAAACAGACUCCUGGGAUGCCAUAGAUGGCCCCCCUUUGCCUGAGCAAAUAUGCAAGCCUUUUGCUGUCAAUGCUUGCGAUUGCCAUAUUUAUGUCGUGGGCCGAAAUCUUCAUGUUGCUGUUGGCCAUAUCUCUAGACUGCUUCCAGACGAAAAUUCUGACGAAAAAUGGAGCUUCAGUGUUCGGUGGCAUGUAAUCGAUGCACCAGAGAGUUUAUCUGAUCUCACUCCUUCAAGCUCUCAGGUGCUGUUUGCAUAGUUUUUCUUAUUCUCUAGUACUGUGGUAAGAAUGUUAUCCGAAUAAAAUGUAAUUAAAUAUAAUUAUCACAAUAGUCUAGAAGUUGUAAUCGCAGUGUGAGGGGAUACUCUUUCGAAUUAUAUUAAUGGAAGUACCUUCUUGUGGUUCAUUGAGCUCUAUAA
Messenger RNA from Arachis duranensis, 1592 nucleotides. RefSeq names its product F-box/kelch-repeat protein At1g30090. The transcript has 2 exons. Lineage: Eukaryota; Viridiplantae; Streptophyta; Magnoliopsida; Fabales; Fabaceae. The coding region runs from base 235 to 1431 and encodes 398 amino acids. The record is from RefSeq and is a predicted model, not a curated record. Gene Ontology annotation, molecular function: protein binding.